Equus caballus (horse) is the source of this 4359-nucleotide messenger RNA. RefSeq names its product Sp8 transcription factor (gene SP8). Gene Ontology annotation, biological process: regulation of transcription by RNA polymerase II. The record is from RefSeq and is a predicted model, not a curated record. Gene Ontology annotation, molecular function: RNA polymerase II cis-regulatory region sequence-specific DNA binding; DNA-binding transcription factor activity, RNA polymerase II-specific. Lineage: Eukaryota; Metazoa; Chordata; Mammalia; Perissodactyla; Equidae.
AUGGCAACUUCACUUCUAGGGGAAGAACCGAGGUUGGGAUCGACUCCUCUGGCCAUGCUUGCUGCUACCUGUAAUAAGAUCGGCAGCCCCAGCCCGUCUCCCUCCUCCCUCUCCGACAGCUCUUCUUCCUUCGGUAAAGGCUUCCACCCCUGGAAACGUUCCUCGUCGUCCUCCUCUGGCAGCUGCAACGUAGUGGGUUCCAGUCUCUCAAGCUUCGGCGUGUCGGGGGCCUCCAGGAACGGCGGCUCGUCCUCGGCGGCCGCGGCGGCCGCGGCGGCUGCGGCGGCCGCCGCAGCCCUGGUGUCCGACUCGUUCAGCUGCGGCGGCUCGCCGGGCUCCAGCGCCUUCUCCCUGACCUCCAGCAGCGCCGCCGCCGCCGCCGCGGCCGCCGCCGCCGCCGCCUCCAGCUCGCCCUUCGCAAACGACUACUCGGUGUUCCAGGCCCCUGGCGUAUCGGGGGGCAGCGGCGGCGGCGGCGGCGGCGGCGGCGGCGGCUCUUCGGCGCACUCGCAGGACGGCUCCCACCAGCCGGUGUUCAUCUCCAAGGUGCACACCUCGGUGGACGGGCUGCAGGGCAUCUACCCGCGCGUGGGCAUGGCGCACCCGUACGAGUCGUGGUUCAAGCCCUCGCACCCGGGCCUGGGCGCCGCCGGCGACGUGGGCUCGGCCGGCGCCUCCAGCUGGUGGGACGUGGGCGCCGGCUGGAUCGACGUGCAGAACCCGAACGGCGCGGCCGCGCUGCCCGGCUCGCUGCACCCUGCCGCCGGGGGGCUCCAGACCUCGCUGCACUCGCCGCUCGGAGGUUACAACUCGGAUUACUCGGGCCUGAGCCACUCAGCCUUCAGCAGCGGCGCCUCCUCGCACCUGCUCAGCCCCGCUGGGCAGCACCUGAUGGACGGCUUCAAGCCGGUGCUGCCCGGCUCCUACCCGGACUCGGCCCCGUCGCCGCUGGCCGGCGCUGGGGGCUCCAUGCUGAGCGCGGGGCCGUCGGCGCCGCUGGGGGGCUCCCCGCGCUCCUCCGCCCGCCGCUACUCGGGCCGCGCCACCUGCGACUGCCCCAACUGCCAGGAGGCGGAGCGCCUGGGCCCGGCCGGGGCGAGCCUGCGGCGCAAGGGCCUGCACAGCUGCCACAUCCCGGGCUGCGGCAAGGUGUACGGCAAGACAUCGCACCUCAAGGCGCACCUGCGCUGGCACACGGGCGAGCGGCCCUUCGUGUGCAACUGGCUCUUCUGCGGCAAGCGCUUCACGCGCUCCGACGAGCUGCAGCGGCACCUGCGGACCCACACGGGCGAGAAGCGUUUCGCCUGCCCCGUCUGCAACAAGCGCUUCAUGCGCAGCGACCAUCUCAGCAAGCAUGUGAAGACACACAGCGGCGGCGGCGGCAGCUCAGCGGGCUCGGGCAGCGGCGGCAAGAAGGGCAGCGACACCGACAGCGAGCACAGCGCCGCCGGCAGCCCGCCCUGCCACUCCCCUGAGCUUCUGCAGCCCCCGGAGCCCGGGCACCGCAACGGCCUCGAGUGAUGCGCACCCCGCGCCUGCCCCCUCCCCGACCCCUCGCGCCCCUGUCUGUCCUGGCCUCCGCUCCAGCCUCUCCACUGCACCCUGCUCGCGCUGUCGUCUCUUUCUGUCUCUGUCCCUCUCUUUUAACUCCCUUUGUGACAUAACUUUGUAAAGGGGGUAUGGACAUGUAACACGCAUUGCUCUCCUGGGUCCUGGCUUUCCCUCUCCACCCGGUAACACUGUCGGAGUCAGUGCAGCCAGAACCGGCGCCGCCCCGGGCCUGUAAUUCUCGUCCUUUCCCUUGGGUCCUCCCUCCGCCAUCUCUAGGUUGUGACGGGCAUAUCUUUUAGAGGGAAGCGGCCGCUGGAGGUAGAGCUGUUCGAGUCCAGUGCCUGGGAGACCGGAGGCCUCCGCACGGGCGGGAGCAACUCGGCUGAGCAAGGUUGAGCCGCGCCGUGGGAAGUGCGAGGCAGGAGGCCCGGGCAGGGGCAUCCCCACUGGGCAGCUGCGGACUUGGUUCCAGAACCGCAGUCUUGGGCGUCUGGGCUUCGGAGAGCCCUGCCCUGCCGCUGCGCGCGGCCGCUCGCCCUGUGCAGAGCCGUCGGAGCUCUCGGGGGAUGCCCCUGCGGCGGCGCCGAGACCCGGGGUUUGCAGAGUUUGGCUCUCCCAACGUCAGCUCUGCCUCUUUUUCUUUGUUCCCUGAGGUGGAACCGAUGCAAGUUUCAGCUAAGGGCAGUCUUGGCGAAUCGCUGCAGCAGCCUUCUUUCAUCUUUAUAACUUUUUUUUUUAACUAAAGAAAAAAGCUCGGCAUCCUUCCACAUGGUUUCCCUUCUAGAUAGUUUUUCCUCUAGCAGUGAGCAAGUCUUUCUCUAGAAACUGUGCUAAUAUUGAUCCCAAAGUUAUUUUGAUCGCAUUAACUUAACUUAUGGGGUGGGGGUGGGAGUGAGGGUAGGUGUCUUUUUCUUAUGCAAAAAUACCCCUUUCCGGUGAGACCAGAUUAACUAUCACCGUGUUUGUCCUUUUCUACCUCGUUUUCACCACUCCCGAGCAUAAUCUCCCAAUCAUUUUUUGCUAGUUCAGCCGUCAAUUUGUAUAGUACCCAUCUGUAAAUUCUCGCAAUUCAUUGAAGAUUCUUAGGGUUAAACUUUUUUUGUGUGUGAUUUAAACUUCUAAACAAAUGAAGAAGCUAUCGUUUAUUUCAGACGAGGCUGUAGUUUAAAUGCCAAAAGAGGGAAAAUAGGAAAAAAAAAAACACUUUGUAAAAUAUAUCUGAACCUAAUGGUUUGUACAACUGGAGAAUCGUUCUAGAUUAGUUACCAAUUAACUAUAACUCCACCAGUGUAUGGGUGUGAGGUGCAGUUGUCCAGGAGACGAUUUUGUAUAGUAUUUUUCUUGUACAUUACUUUCAGUAAAUAUUUGAAAAUAUAUUGAAGUAAACUUGAUUUUUUUUUUGAUCACAAGAAAAUAUUAAGAGUUAUUGUUGCAGUUCUGAUGAGCUGCAGGUUUUUUGAACUCACUUCUGGAGGUGCAGAGCCACAAACGCACUUUCGGGGCCUAGUUUUGCUCGAAUAUGAAUUUAGAUAGGUAUCAAACUGUAACUAAGACAAUAUUUGAUAAAUGUGGGAUGACAUUUAAUUUAAUGGAGCAUGUACUUAUUUGCAUUUGCUGGCAGUUCAGGCAUAGUUAAAGUGAGAGUUCUCCUAUAUUUCAUAAUAACUGGGUCUGCCAAAGCCCAUGUAUUAAAUAAAUUGUCCAAGUGAAACUCAACUAACUUCGGCCUUUGUGUAUUUCCUGAAGGUAAUAUUGUUAACUGUUAAUAAACACUCCUGACACUACAUUUAAACGUUUGCAGAUUCUGCAAACUAAUUGUUCAUUGUAAUGUUGAAAUAAUUUGGAUAUUUCACAUUGAAAUGAAAAGCCUUUCUCUGGAACAUUUUAGACUUGCAUUUUAAAUGCAUGAAAUGUAAUUGAUUUAUUUGUAAUAUUUUAAAUGGUAUUAAUAAACUCAGAUAAAAGACUAGGCCAGUUAAUUUGGGUUUUUUUUCCCCUUUUUAAACUAUGGACAUUUGCAUUUUAUCUUCAGUUAAAUGUCUAAUUUAAACAAAAUUUAACCCUGUUCUUGUGGUAAUAUUUAAAAUUGCCUUUAAGAUAUUACUUAGAUGGAAUCAUCUAUUUGGCGAAGCUAUGUUUUCUAUUUACCAAGAUAAAGAUUAUAGUGUCUAAGAAAUGUAAUUAAUUAUUUACCAGUAGAUUUAGCUCAAAGCAUCAGGAUUUACUGACCUCUUAAAAUUUGUUCUAAGUCACCGAACAAUUCAAAGAAACUUCCCUGUUCUGCUUCCUUCUCACUCUCUAGAAGGAGUCAGGUUGUUGGCCAUUGAUUGCAUUUGGUAUUUAAAAGGCCAAGCCUUACAUUGGAACAUCAAUACAUCUAAAAUAAAAACAUGGGUUUGGGGAUAACUUUUGUUGUUAGGAGGUGGAGGAGGUCAAGCUAACAAAAGCUUGUUUUUAGCAUUCCAUGUCUUAGCUAAAGAUUAUGUAGAGGUAAAUAUCAGUAGUAGAUUCCUGUUGAAAUGAGUUAUCUGUCCUUUUAAAGUUUCUAAACAGCCACCAAAGAAGAGGAAGGUUAAACCUUAAUCUAUUUACUAGGCUAUUGUUCAUAGGUGUCAAUGAUGCCAAUAAAAAAAUAUUGUCUUGUUAUGUCUAAGUGCAUUUAAGCAAUGAGUGUUCCUUGAGCCAUACUUUGAAACAUGAAAUACUUUAAAUGUUGAUUGCUGUUAUAUCAAACUAUUUCACUAUUAGAUUAAUAUUAUUAUUUUGGAUCAAAUUGAAUAAAAAGUUAGUGUGUUCAGAUUCUUAUAA